Messenger RNA from Funneliformis geosporum, 714 nucleotides. The record is from the annotation of a GenBank genome assembly. NCBI's taxonomy places the organism in Eukaryota, Fungi, Glomeromycota, Glomeromycetes, Glomerales, Glomeraceae.
AUGGUUUUGUUAGUAUUAACUGACCGUAUCCGAACUGCCAUAUACCAAGCUGUACAAUCUCCAGAAUUUGACGAAUCCGCAAAGAAAAGGCUCAAGUCUUAUCUUAAAGCCUCCUCUUGUGUUCCUCUUGACUUAAUCAAGGAGGUCUCAAAAUUUUUGCUUGGCCGCGAUGGUAAACUCGGUAAAGAAAUUGGCCUUUCAAAUUAUUGGCUUCAUGACAUGCUCACCGGCAGCGGGGUUUACGUUGAACCUCGCAAAGAGAAGGUUAAGAGUCCAGAAUUGCUUGCUCGUUUAGAAUCGAUCCUUGCUGAACAAGCCAAUAAGGAAUAUGCACGUAUGAUUGGAAGAGUCGCCUCCUCUUAUGAUGUAGAGACUUUUAAAUUACUUGAUACCGAGGAAUUCCAAAGCGUUCGCGGUCAAUUAACUGCUAUAAUCAACAUCACAUUCACUGUUGUGGCAGUUUUUGCAGCUGUUUAUCACGUUGCCCAAACCAUUACUGGUGAUACGGGUUUGCGUGUGUUGCUCGCUUUUACCGGAAGUGUCAUUGUUGGUGUUGCUGAAACAGUUUUAUAUAUGCGUUAUCUCACCGGAUACGACAAAAUUGAACCAAAAGAGCGUAAACCACGUAGAAGGUCUUCGGCUUCCUCUGGUUAUCACAAUAAAGCUGCUACUACUACCUAUACCUCCACUCCAAGGAAGUCAAGAACGCUAUGA